AUGGCGUCUGUAACCUCGCUGGACCAGGACAUGCGCAAACUGCGCAUGGACAGGUACACCCCCAAAGCAGCAAACGAAGUGCGCAUAUGGAUUGAAGACACAUUGGGCGAGCGACUGCCGCCCGGCGAUCUGCUCGACGCCCUCAAGGACGGGACCGUUUUAUGCAGCAGACUCGUCAACUUGGCUACACCCGGCGCUGUCAGGUUCAAGAAGAGCCAGAUGCCUUUCAUUCAGAUGGAGAACAUCUCCCAUUUCCUCCGCGCAUGCGAACAGCCCCCACUAAGCAUGCCCGCCCACGACCGCUUCCUCACCGUCGACCUCUAUGAAGCAAAAGACCCGGCCCAGGUCUUGCAGUGCCUCAGCGCCUUUAGCCGCGUAGCUAACGCCCACAACCCCUCCCAGUUUCCCACCGUCAUAGGCCCCAAGCGUGCCGCCCCUGGCCCUCUUAGCCCCUCUUCUACUGGAGGCGCUGGUCCCAAAAGUCCCGCCCUCACAUCGCCUGGCUAUGGCCGAAGCAGAGGACCAAGCACAGCCAGCAACACCAGCGGCUCCAGCACUUUCAAUCCCCUCGCCCGUCCCACCACAGAAAGGGCCCUUAGUGCCGCCCGUACCGGAGGCUCUGAUACCUCACAUGCCUCGAAUGGCCUCCCCAAGUCGCCGCCUGGCGGGGUGAGCAGCUGGAGCAAAAAGGUCGAUGAGGGCAGCACAGCACCCGCAUGGAAUAUUCAUCAGUAUGGCUACAUGGGCGGAGCCAGUCAAGGAAAUCAGGGCAUCGCGUUCGGUGCUCGCCGCCAAAUCACCAGCGCCGGCCCCCAUGUGCCCAACAUGGCAGAGAAGGAGCGCCUGCGACGAGAAAAGGCUGCCGAAGAAGAGCGAUUGCGCCAACAGGCCGAGGAAGCUGAACACAAACGUCGCAUCGAACGUGAAGCAGAAGAGGAGCGUAUCCGCAUUGAAGAGGAGCAAAAGUGGGAAGAAGAAUCGCGCAAGCAACAAGAGGCUAAGCAGGCGCGCCUCGACCAGCAAAAGCGUGAGUGGGAAGAGCAGGAGCGGCAAUGGCAGCUUGAGGAGGAGCAGCGCCAGCGCGAGGAGCGUGAGGCCAUGGAGAAGAUUGAGGCCGAGACUCGACGGAAGCGUGCAGGCAGCGAUGCUAGGCUCCGGGGACAGUUUCUCAGCCAGUACCAGGCCGAACAAGCCAGCAAACCGCGCAGUCGCCGGGGAAGCAGCGAGGAGCCGAAUGCCGAACGCGAGCGCAUACGAGAACUUGAGCGCCAGCUUGAGGAAGCCAAGGAGAGGGAACGACAGUAUCAAGCUGAGCGUGAGGGUCGUCUGCAGGACAAGAAAGCGCGCGCUCGUUCAAAGAGUCGUGCACGCGACCGAUCCCGGAGUCGCCCCAGGCCACAGCCCCCGCCACGCGCCCCCUCACCUCAAGACAGCAAUGCUUCCUGGGCACAUGCAGAUGACCGCGAGUACCUGCGCAAGCAAUGGGACCAAACACAAACCCAGUCACCACGACCUUUACCAGAACCUACCCCUGCUGCCCCUUCUCUCCCAACCCGCCCACUGCCAGAACCAUCCGCUCGACCCCUUCCCGACCCUUCAACAUAUACCAAACAAAACCGAACUGAACGUUACCUAGCCUCCAACCCACCACCAGCACCUCCAAAGCCCCAGACCCACAUUCCACCGGAGCUCACUUCUACCUCAGAGCAACGAGCCGAAGACGCCCGCCGGGCUGCGGCUCAAACCAAAACAAAGGCUCUUGGAUGGGCUUCCAAGUCACUCCUCGAGCGUGAGAUGGAGCGUGAGCGCGAACGCCAAAAAGAAUGGGAAGAGUCUCAGCGCGCGCUGCAAGAAGCUUCCAAAGAUCCCAACGCGGGAAGUGGUUCCGGGCAGAGUUGGGACGUUAACCAAUACGGAUAUAUGGGCGGUGAUAAUCAGAAUAAGCUUGGUGGUAUUGGCGCGGGGAAGAGACAGAUUAUUGGACCUAGGCCAUUUGGGCCUCGUUAG
This is a messenger RNA of Bipolaris victoriae FI3, 2007 nucleotides long. RefSeq lists its product as hypothetical. Lineage: Eukaryota; Fungi; Ascomycota; Dothideomycetes; Pleosporales; Pleosporaceae. The transcript is spliced from 2 exons. The record is from RefSeq and is a predicted model, not a curated record. Bases 1 to 2007 code for a protein of 668 amino acids. Gene Ontology annotation, molecular function: protein binding.